This is a messenger RNA of Babesia ovata, 474 nucleotides long. RefSeq lists its product as uncharacterized. The record is from RefSeq and is a predicted model, not a curated record. NCBI's taxonomy places the organism in Eukaryota, Apicomplexa, Aconoidasida, Piroplasmida, Babesiidae. Bases 1 to 474 code for a protein of 157 amino acids. The transcript has a single exon.
AUGCAUGCCUUCAAACUCGCCACCAUUACGGUUGAUACGACCGUCAUCGGUGAAUAUCGUGAUGAAUGGCAACCCGUGGCGCUUAGCUAUGUCGUAGUCGUUCUUGUCAUGCGAUGGUGUCAGCUUGACAGCACCAGUCCCGUACUCGGGGUCCACAUGCUCGUCGGCCACCACCACCAGCUUGCGGUCGGGGAUGAAGGGGUGCACGAGCUCGCAGCCGACCAGGUCACGGUACCUGGCGUCAUUGGGGUGCACGGCGACACCGACGUCACCGAGCAUGGUCUCUAUCCUGGUGGUCGCGACGGAGAUAUGCUUCUCCGGAUCCGCGCCCUUCACCUGGUACUUGAAGAUCCACAAGGACCCCACCUCAACGGUGGAGUCGUAUCCAGGUAUCUUGAUCCAAACUGGGGCUGUGACCUCGAAAGUGUCCACCUCGAUGUCGGAAAGCGCCGUAGAGAGGUGGGGGCACCAUGA